Molecule: messenger RNA, 6508 nt
Organism: Homarus americanus (American lobster)
Lineage: Eukaryota; Metazoa; Arthropoda; Malacostraca; Decapoda; Nephropidae
Product: protein groucho-like
Exons: 18
Coding region: 1-2319 (772 amino acids)
Biological process (GO): negative regulation of canonical Wnt signaling pathway; regulation of DNA-templated transcription
Cellular component (GO): transcription regulator complex; nucleus
Molecular function (GO): transcription corepressor activity; protein binding
Source: RefSeq, a predicted model, not a curated record
AUGGCUACUCGACCAUCCGCUGUUAAUGGUCUGUCAGUCAAUUUUAGGAAGCGGAUCUUUGGCUCAAAUACCAGCUUCCUGCUAGCAAUUCAGGGGUAUAUCAAGUUGGAAGCUGAUAAAUUAGUUCAAGAAAAGUCAGAGAUGCAGAGACAUUAUGUUAUGUAUUACGAAAUGUCUUACGGUCUUAAUGUGGAGAUGCAUAAACAGACGGAGAUCGCCAAGAGGCUAAACGCGAUACUAGCACAGAUUAUGCCCUUCUUAUCCCAAGAGGUCACCAUGGGUCAUCAGCACCAACAACAGGUGGCGGCGGCGAUAGAACGGGCUAAGCAGGUCACCAUGACUGAACUCAACUCAAUUAUUGGGCACCAGAGAAACGAGUUACCACGAAUUUUGCAGCAGAUGCAGGCCCAGCAGGCUGCCUUGCCGCAUGCGGGACACGCCCCUCCCAUCCCUCUAGGGCCGCAUCCGGCACUGCCCGGCCUCCCGUCCCUCCCGCCAUCCUCCGCCGCAAGUUUGCUAUCGGGGUUUACCGGAUCACUGAUGAACCCCAACAGUCACCCGCUCUCUCUUCUCAGUUCUAAACACCUCCUGCACCGCGACGACAACACACAUUGGGCAAUGGUAGGGUCGCGUCACCCAGGUUCCCCGUCACCAUCUUCACCACGAGGGCGCCACAACACUCACCACCUCCCCUCCGCCCACGAUGAUCACCCAGGGUCCUCCUCCUCUACUACGGGCGGAGUUACUUCCCCUUAUACACCCGCAGAAAGACAUGGACAAGUAGACUCAUCCCCCCUGAACCUUGAGCCUAAGAAGAUUAAACCUUGGGAGGAUGGCCAUGAUAGAGAUGGGAGAAAGAGCGAACAGGAUGUGGUAGUGGACGAGCCUCAGGACUCAGUAAGCCCAGCGGUCAACGGUACCACGUCACCACGCGAGAACGGCGUCGCCAAGAAGACUCCGCCCCUCGGCUCCGUCAGCCCCAGGAGCUCUGGCAGCUCCUCGUCCACGCCGCAGGCCAGGAAGGAGGAGAAGCCCGCAACGCCCAACUCUAAAGCGCCCACGCCCACCUCCUCUGGCGCCAGCGCGGUCAAGCCCGUCGGCAAGGCGGCGCCCCUACCAGGCGUAGGCUCCUACCCCCCAGGCUACCCACUACCUGAGGCUGCCGCCGCCGCCGCUGCUGCUGCCGCCGCCGCCGCUGCUGCCGCCGCCGCUGCCGCAGGAUCCGGUGCGCCCUACCCAUACCCGAGGCCGCCCGCCCACCCGCAGGCCGCCCCACCCUCGUCCCUGGACAUACACGGACGCACAACCUCCCUGCACACCCUCCAGGGCGGCAAGCCGGCGUACAGCUUCCACGUGAACGGCGAGGGUCAGCUAGCGCCGGUGCCGUUUCCUCCUGACGCGUUGCUGGCGCCGGGGAUCCCGCGGCACGCGCGACAGAUCAACACGCUGCACCACGGCGAGGUGGUGUGUGCCGUCACCAUCAGCAACCCCACCAAGUACGUCUACACGGGUGGCAAGGGCUGUGUCAAGGUGUGGGACAUCAGCCAGCCUGGGUCUAAGACUCCCGUCUCACAACUAGACUGCUUGCAACGUGACAGUUACAUCCGGUCAGUGAAGCUGUUGCCCGAUGGCCGGACUCUCCUGGUGGGCGGGGAGGCGUCUACCCUCAGCAUCUGGGACCUGGCCACGCCCACGCCCAGAAUUAAGGCUGAACUCACUUCGGCGGCGCCAGCGUGUUACGCCCUAGCCAUAAGCCCGGACUCAAAGGUGUGCUUCAGCUGUUGCAGUGAUGGCAACAUUGCCGUGUGGGACCUGCACAACCAGACUCUGGUGCGACAGUUCCAGGGACACACCGACGGCGCCUCCUGCAUCGACAUCUCUCCCGACGGCACCAAGUUGUGGACGGGCGGCCUCGACAACACCGUCAGGUCAUGGGACCUACGCGAGGGUCGUCAGCUGCAGCAACACGACUUCACGAGUCAGAUCUUCUCGCUGGGUUACUGCCCCACCGGGGAGUGGCUCGCCGUGGGUAUGGAGAGCUCCAACGUGGAAGUUCUGCACGUCAACAAACCAGACAAGUAUCAGCUCCACCUGCACGAGUCUUGUGUUCUCUCCCUCAAGUUUGCCUCAGCUGGCAAGUGGUUCGUGUCUACUGGCAAGGACAACUUGCUCAACGCCUGGCGCACACCUUACGGCGCCUCCAUCUUCCAGUCGAAGGAGUCGUCGUCGGUGCUGAGCUGUGACAUCUCUGCCGACGACAAGUACAUCGUGACGGGUUCAGGGGACAAGAAGGCUACCGUCUACGAGGUCAUCUACUAAACCCCACAACUUCACGAGACAAGUAUCACCCCCCACACAAAGUCAACCUCGUCAGUUUGAUCACAAGCUCUUGAGCCGAUGUUCCAAUGAAAGACCUUGAGAGCUCUUGGGUAACCUGUCAUCUUUCCAAGCUUUAAUUAGGUUUUCUGUCGUGCUAAGUCAUCGCUGAAGAGUCAACAGCAGACAAGUGAUUAGCUACGAGAUCUUUUACAGCUUCGCCGUCUCAAACGUACUCGUACUUGGCCAAGUUCAAUAUAGUUUAAAAAAAAUUAAAUAUUAUACAUUAUAUAUUGAAUAAUGGCGUCUUUAUGAACACCAGUGAACGAGAUCGGCUCCGUCGUUCACCCCAAGACUGAGGUGACCCCCUGCCUCAUGUUCGUUCAACCUGUGACCUUCACCCGAUCACUCACUCACCUGGAGACUCACCUACUCUACACCGCCGCUCAAACAUCUAAUACUUUGACGAUUUUCCAAACUCCCGGACACACGAGGAUCUUAACCCCGAGCCUCCUCAGAGUCUUGCCGGGUAAACUAUCUGAUUCCUCACAGAUGUUGAGGUUAAUACGAGCAGAGACACACCCACCCCCCGCCCCCGCCCCGCCCCCGCCCCGCCCCGACCCGCCCCUUACUGAUGCAACAUUAAAAAAAGAUAAAAUCGACAACCAAGACGCCAACACAAUCUCUCUGCCAUACAGUGUAAACAUUACAUUACACGUGUACAUAACUGAGGUGGAUGUUCUGAUGACUCGUCGCCAAGACCACAUUUGUUACAUCACAGUAAAAGAAUAAACGGGACAGAAGAAGAAGAAGAAGAAGAAGAAGAAGAAGAAGAAGACUGAUUGGUUAUGUUAGUGUGUGGGUUAAGGACACAGUGUUGUAGGAGGAGACAGAGAGAGGGAGGAGGAACAUGGCAGGUACUGUACAGGGAAUGUUAAGCAGAGGCGAACUGUGGUGAGGUGUGUGUGUGUGUGUGGUGCUGGUAGUGGCAGUGAUAUAUAGUACAAGAUCAUAACUGUUUUAUGUUGUAGUUUAUGAAGAACAAAAGACAAUCUGCAUAUUAAUGUUAUUUUUUGCCAUAGCCACACAGUGUUGAGUGAAGGCUGAGUUGAAGAAACACUUUGGAUUGUGUUGGUUGUGAACAGUUUACAGUGGAAGUGUCUGUGAGUUAUGGAGUGGAUAUAAUAUUGGCAAAGAAGUGGAUUUAUUGGAUACAUUGUGGACGCUGUGGCAAUGGAAAUGAACCAUACAAUUAUUACGAAUUGUGAGAACAAUGUCAUACACCAUUGCUUAGUGUGUUGUGAAGAGUGAACAAGUUAAUAAUGAAAUGACGAGAAAAAAAAAAGUGAAAUUUACAGAAAAGAAAAUUUUUUUUUACAAAAUUUGAACCGUAAGACACAUGACUGAAACAACUGGACGAAGUAUUUGUAACCAGACAACAACCUGGUGAUGUGUGUGUGUGUGUGUGUGUGUUGAUCAGGACCUGUAUUCUGUCUUUACCACACUGUCUUGUUUAUUAGGGGGUAAUAUUCAGUGGGGUCCUCACCACCCUGAGUACAAUAACUGGGUGCGUGUUCAUAACGAGACGAUAGGAGGUGGGGUCAAGUCUGAUGUAUGUAUUUCUUUAUUCUAGCAUAGAACAAAAAAACCAAAUUAUUAGGGUCGUGUGAGACAGUUUGGUGGACGGGGCCUGACUAGUACCUCGUCUCAUACUGUCCACUACUUGAUGUGAGGAGAGAAAAUGUAAAAAAAAAAAGUUUUUUUUUUUUCUUGAAAAUUUAUUUAUAAAUUUUUGAUAAAGAAAUAUUAUAUGUGGGACUGUGUGACACGUUGGUUUAGUUUUUAAUAAAGGAUCGUUGACGAUUGCUUUGUUGCGACUGUGAUAAAGUUUAUAAAGUAAUAAUUCUCGCGUAGUUUGAUGACGUGGACUGAAGAGGCGAGACCACUAGGGGGGUACUGAAGAGGGGGCGGGGGGCAGCCAGUACUGGGGUGGAGCCUCCUGUGUACUGGGGGGGGAGGAGGAGGUAGACGACGCCCCUACUGUGUACUAGACCCCCCCCUCCUCCCCCCCAGUGUGACCGCCGGGGUUCCAAAAGGUUCCAAACUCACACACUAGGAGAGGUUGGCGGGGGGCCUGCAAGCAUUACCCGUCUGGUUCUGUAUAUAUAAAAAAAAUACUUCAACUCUCCAUUUUUCAGACUACUAUUUUAUUCAUUCAUUCACACAUUUGGUAUGCAGUUCAUUAAGAGAAAAAUGUUACAUUAUGUAGAUUAUAAUGAAAAGGUGUAGGUGAGGACUCGCGCUAAAACUGACUAGCUGAGUAAUCAACCAGGACUCCACCAUGUAACUCACUCACCCCCCCCCCCUCAGAGGUUUUAAGUUAGAAUUCUAAAACAUUUACUGGGUGCUGGUUAACUACGUGGUGUACUAAGCCAAACACUCCAUCACUUGUAGUUCAGAGGGAAACCAAUUACUACAGAGAAGUAAUUAUUCUUCACGGUGUCUACCUUGCAGAGCUUCAGAGGCCUUUACUGUCUCCUGGUAUGUUGGUCACUUUCAGUAAAUGUUGCAGAAAUCGGACUACUGUACACACCAGAUUAAAGGCUUGAGAAACAACAACACACCCUCUCUCUCUCUCUCUCUCUCUCUCUCUCUCUCUCUCUCUCUCUCUGCCACUGUUGUAUGUAGCAAGAGUGCCAGGACAUUAUGGUGUGUUACUUUGGCACUCCUCCCACCUACACUGUGCCUCUCCUCCCACCUACACUGUGGUACACCUCCCACCUACACUGUGCCUCUCCUCCCACCUACACUGUGCCUCUCCUCCCACCUACACUGUGGUACACCUCCCACCUACACUGUGCCUCUCCUCCCACCUACACUGUGGUACACCUCCCACCUACACUGUGCCUCUCCUCUCACCUACACUGUGCUACUUCUCCCACCUACACUGUACCUCUCCUCUCGCCUACACUGGUACACCUCCUACCUACACUGUGCCACUCCUACCUACACUGUGAUGGUACAUAAAUCCCAGGACAGAAGCCACAGGGUGUUGAGUCAGGUGGUGUUAAUAAAAGACCUUUGAGGUAAUUUCAACUAAAGAACAAACCGUUUUACCAGCACAGACGAUAACAAUGAAUCUUAACACAACAGGUCUAUAUAUAUAAUUUAACAUCAUUAAUUAACAAUACAACACAGAGACGAAUACUAAACAACACUAGUCUCAUGUCUCAAGCAACACAAAUUCCCCACCAAAAACAAAUGAAGUUGUGUUAUGUUUCUCAAGACUUUUAUCUGGCAACAACUUCACCCAUUAUAUAGUUCACCAACAGGGAUACAUUUUGCAGUCUUUGUGUUGGACAGUUUUAUACAGAGAGAUGAAUUGAAUCGCUGUUAAAAGGUCGGUAUUGUGAGUGUUUUGUUGAGUCUCCACGACACCGGGAGCAUUGGUUCGACGGCUUACUCAAAUAUUGUCUCCAACUUUGACAUAAAUAUCUGUAUGACUAAUGAAGGAGGUGGUGGGUGUUGAGGACCUACUGAAGGACCUAAUGCUCGGGAGGGAUGUAGGAUCCUUCAGGUGAUGGUAGAGGAUGGUAGGACUGUGGUCAUUACCUCAUUACGAAGGACUUUUUUUUUUCUUGAAGACUGUAGGACUACUAUUAUCGGUAACUGAAGGACCUCAUAAGUCCCCAUCUCCCUCCUCCCUGCCGGUGACUUCAGACCUCCUGGCGGUGACUCACAAGACCACCAGAGUCCUUCCAUUACCUCGCCUGUGACUCAAGACCCAACCCCCCCCAACCCCGAGUCCCCAUUUGCCAGUGACGUCAGAGCAGUCACCACCACAAGAGACAUAAUAAAGGGGACACUUACCACCCCUUACCUAGUCCCUUACCUAGUCCCCAAGACCACCAACCAGGCCGGUGACUUAAAAAAGGGGACUCAUUAACCCCCUUACCCUACUAUAUCGGUACCUUACUAAGUCCCCCCCCCUCGCCAGCGACUUAAACCCCCCUCCCGCCCCCUCUCGCCAGUGCCCAAGACAAAGGUGACUCACGGAGAGCUGUACACCCGCCGCUACGCAGAAUGUAUAAAAAAAACUAAAUAAAAAUGGUUCAUGUAGAGAAAGUUAUUCAUCUUAUUCAGUGUGUGCCAUUAUUCUGAAUUUCAAUAAAGUGUUUAUGUGCAAUACAGA